Molecule: messenger RNA, 1008 nt
Organism: Trichoplusia ni (cabbage looper)
Lineage: Eukaryota; Metazoa; Arthropoda; Insecta; Lepidoptera; Noctuidae
Product: spidroin-1-like
Exons: 3
Coding region: 145-1008 (287 amino acids)
Source: RefSeq, a predicted model, not a curated record
UCGACAAGCUAUUUAGCAUUGUUAAUGUGAUGUUAAUAAUUUUGGCGCAGUAUAAAAGUGCAUGCGAGCGCUGGUAGCCACAACAAUUACAGUUAGCAGUCCAAUUUGGUGGUAUCGUAGCGAGCAACCGACACAAACUUAGCGAUGUCUCGACUUACGAUUUUCUUUGUCGUUGCUGUGGCGUGUGAAGUUAUCGCAGAUGGAAAAGUAGCAGAUUCUCGGGCGCAGCAGUCGGGCUACGCCCCUGUGAUUGCUAGCGGCUACGGAGGACUCGGUGGUGUGGGACUGUCGGGAGCAGGUCUAGCGGGCGCUGGUCUGGCCGGAGCCGCGCUGGCGGCUGGCGGCUUCGCUGGAGGAGCGGGCAUCGGCUCCGGCGCCGCGCUCAACAACGCCGCCGCCGUCGGCGCCGCGCAGCUCAGCGCCAUCCAGAACGCGCAGGCCGUGCAGGCCGCACAGAUCGCCAACUCCGCCGCCGCCGCCAUCCAGGGAGCGCGCGCCACUGAGGCCGCCGCCCGCGCCGGCUCCGCCUACGCCGCCAACAACGCCGCCGCUCUCGAGGCCGCGCGUGUUGCCAACAUCCAGCGCGCUCAGGCCGCCGCCUGGGAAAAUGCACGCGCCGCUGAGGCCGCGAGACGCGCCGGUGCCGCCAGCGCCCUGGAAGCAGCGCGCGCUGCUGAAGCCGCCCGCUUAGCUAACGCUGCCCGUGUGCAGGCCAUUGCUAUCGCUAACACCCGCGCCGUUGAAGCCACCCGUAUUGCUAACGCAGCGCGCGCCCAGGCUGCUGCCGUCGCCUCCAGCGCUGCUCAGGCCCAAGCGGUUGCUGACACUGUAGCAAGGAACGCUCAAGACGGAGCCCUUCUGCUCGGCGGCGGUGGUGCGAUCGCUGGACCCGCGGUGGCAAUCGGAGGACUCGGCGGCUACGGAGCUGGUCUCGCUGGUCUCGGUGCCGGCUACGGCGGUCUUGGCUACGGCGGACUCGGCUACGGCGCGGGCAAGCUGAUCCACUAA